AUGGGUUCGACACAGUUUGGGAACUUCGGCGACUUUUGUCGCGAUUCAACGCUGCCAGUCUGCAAUCUUUUCGUUCCCAGCAACCAACCGCCCAAUGAAGCCUUCGGCGGGUGUGAACUCCUUGGAAUUGGCGUUGGUGGCGGCGACAGACUCGCUAAUCUCGGCUCUAUACUACUCGCGUUCGCUGGCAUCCUCGCAUCCGCGUUCCUGAUAUGGCGAUCGGAACGGAAACAAGCGGCUGUGGGGCGAAGAGAGAUGCAGAUAUUCUUACUUGGCUUCAUUGUCAUUGAGAUUUGCGAAAUCUUCUCCGUGGGCGGUAUCCCAAUAAGAGAUGAUGUUCGAAAGGGUUUCUCGGCCGUUCACAUUGCUGCGAUCGCCGCGGUCUCCUGGGUCCUGUUUCUGAAUGCGCUUGUUGGCUUCCAAUUCCUAGACGACGGAACUCCCGCGUCAGUAGGCCUCUUCCUCGUGUCAGCUGGAGCCAUCUUCGUCGGCACUGGAUAUAUUGCCUUGGAUACCGGUUUUGACUGGACAGGGGAAUUCGAGACGACCGGACCAGACUACCGGAAUAUUGCGCUCUAUGUCCUUUACCAGCUCUUCCCGCUCGUCUGCCUUGUCGCGUUCUUCCUGCUGGAGACUUACCUUGUGAUUCGUGUGCUAGGCGAAUUCCGACCAAUGCUGUAUCUCGGCGCUGCAGCUAUCCUAUUCGCCAUCGGACAAGUUUUCAACUACGUGAUUAGCACUCAUCUAUGCAAGGCGACAGACGGAAGCAUCAACGGUGCUCUCUUCGAGACUCUCUUCACUGUAGUUUCAGUGGUGAUGCUGUGGACUUUCUGGAGCAGCAUCACAGAGGACGACUGGCCCAUGGCAAUGUCACAACCCAUACCCGGGUACAACUAA
Messenger RNA from Aspergillus calidoustus, 897 nucleotides. The record is from the annotation of a GenBank genome assembly. NCBI's taxonomy places the organism in Eukaryota, Fungi, Ascomycota, Eurotiomycetes, Eurotiales, Aspergillaceae.